Drosophila bipectinata is the source of this 438-nucleotide messenger RNA. RefSeq names its product larval cuticle protein A2B. Gene Ontology annotation, cellular component: extracellular matrix. NCBI's taxonomy places the organism in Eukaryota, Metazoa, Arthropoda, Insecta, Diptera, Drosophilidae. The record is from RefSeq and is a predicted model, not a curated record.
AUGUGUAAACUCCAUAACUUGGCCACUGCGACAAUGGGCCAAGCACCGACAUAUAAAAGGGAGCUGGGACAAGAUCUUAGUCAUCAGUCGACUGUCUUCCAUUGCUUCCAGCACAGCUCCAUCUUAGCCAUGAGUGUUUUGUAUUUCAGCAUCGUAUUCUGCCUGCUCCUGAGCGCCUAUGUGGGCGUCCAGGCUGGGAUCAUCGCGGGCCAUCCCGACGAACUUAUCGUCAGUCCGGCCCAGUACGAGUUCCACUACUCAGUCCACGAUGGUCACACAGGCGAUGUGAAGGAUCAGUUCGAGCACCGACGGGGCGAAUACGUAACCGGACGCUAUUCCCUGAUCGAACCCGAUGGCCAUCGUCGGAUUGUCGACUAUACUGCUGAUCCAUUGCUGGGAUUUAAUGCCCAGGUUCGUCGGGAACCGAUUUCCCUCUAA